CGCGGUCCGACCGGCGAUGGGGGAGGCUGGUCCGGGUCCGGGGUCUGGGCCUGACCCCAGAGAUACGCCGGAGCCGGAGGAGGACGAGGCGGCGGCGCCGGGCGGUGUGCGGGGGGGACGGGCCGGGCCCCGCGGCGGCAUCCGGGUGCUGAAGAGAAAUGUGAAGCGCAACGGGAGCAGGAGCUGCCUGAACAGGAGUCGGUUUGGUUCUCGUGAGAGGGACUGGCUGAAAGAGGACGUGGGACGAGGCUGCGUGUAUGUUUAUGGGAGAGAUUCUGCAGCUGCUGCCUCUUCAGACCUGCGCCUGGUCCUCUGCAGGGUGGACACCCCGGCGUCUGAGAUCUGUGAUGGAGAAGGGAGGAAGAACCUCUAUGUGCAACUUCAUGGAGACCUGGUCAGGAGGCUGGAGCCCACAGAAAAACCCCUUCAGCUUGUGUAUGACUACUUGGCUGGGUUGGGUUUUGAUGACCCCGUUAGGAUGCAGGAGGAGGCAGCAAACUCUGAUCUCAGCUGUAUGAUUCGCUUUUACAGUGAAAAACCUUGUCAGGUGGAGCAGUUAGAUCGCAUCCUGCUCUCUGGAGUCUACAGUGUCCGCAAAGGAAAGACUCAGUUGCACAAGUGGGCAGAGCGCUUGGUAAUUCUCUGUGGUACAUGCCUCAUUGUGUCCUCUGUGAAAGACAGCCACACAGGGAAGAUGCACAUCUUACCUCUUGUUGGAGGGAAGGUGGAAGAGAUGAAACGUCGGCAGUACACACUUGCUUUCACAUCUGCAGGAGCACAAGCUCAAACAUACCACGUUUCCUUUGAAACACUGGCUGAGUGUCAGCGGUGGCACCGACAGGCGUCCACGGUUGUGUCAAUGCGACUUAGCAUGGUUGAUCUUUCAUGCUACAGCCUUGAGGAACUACCAGAGCACCUCUUCUACAGUCAAGACAUCAUCUACCUCAACCUACGACACAAUUUCAUGAGAUCAAGUGGAGCAGGGAGUCUUGACUCUCUUUACAGGUUUUCUCAGUUGAAGAGCCUGAACCUGUCUCGUAACAGACUGGGAGAGUUCCCUGUGUCAUUGUGUGAGAUCUCUACUCUGACAGAGCUUAAUAUUUCCUGUAAUGGACUUCAUCACUUGCCAAGCCAGAUUGGGAAACUGCUGAAUCUCCAAACCUUCUGGCUUGAUGGGAAUUUCCUCACAUCCUUACCAGAAGAACUGGGAAGUCUGCAACAGCUCAGUUGUCUUGGGCUUUCCUUCAAUAACUUCAGUGAAUUGCCAGCAAUUUGUGAGAAACUUGUCCUAUUAGACAAAUUAGCCCUAGCAGGGAACUUGCUGGAGACCUUGGACCUUGCAGUGCUGAACCGUAUGAGUCACAUCAAAAGUGUGGACCUGAGGCUGAACAACCUGAAGAGAGCAUCAGCUGACACUCUGGAAGGGAACAAAUCUGUGACUUACAUGGACUUACGAGACAAUCAGAUGACAGAUCUGGAUCUGAGCUCGCUGGGUAGCCUGGAGCAGCUGCACUGUGAGCGGAAUAAGCUGACAGAGUUGACGUUGAGUGGCUUCUCUCUUCGGGCCCUCUAUGCCAACAGCAACUGUUUGACAACUGUCAAUAUUUAUCCUGUUCCUGGUCACUUGACGUGUCUAAAACUCUCUCACAAUCAACUGCAGUAUGUCCCUGACUGGGCCUGUGAAGCAAAGAAACUGGAAGUUUUGGAUGUGAGCUACAACCUCCUUGUGGAACUUCCAUCGAGGAUCCUCAGCAGCUUGAGCCUUCGGAAGCUGAUGACUGGGCACAAUCGCCUGCAGAGCCUUCCGCCUCUGCUUGAACACAUUCCACUGGAGGUGCUGGAUAUUCAGCACAACCUAUUGACUAAACUCCCAGAGAUGCUCUUUGUCAAGGCUCUGAACCUCAGGUACCUGAAUGCAUCUGCAAACAGCCUGGAGUCCUUGCCCUCUGCAUGUACAGGAGAGGAGAGUCUGAGCAUGCUGCAGCUACUUUACUUGACCAAUAAUAACCUCACAGAUGAAAGCAUCCCUGUCCUGGUGGGACACCCAAGCCUACGGAUCCUACAUCUGGCAAACAACAACCUACAGACUUUCCCUGCAAGCAAACUCAGUAAGCUGGAGCACUUGGAAGAGCUGAAUCUGAGUGGUAACAAACUGAAAACAAUUCCCACAACAGUGGCAAACUGCAAGCUACUUCAUACACUUAUUGCACACUCUAAUGAAAUUAGCAUCUUUCCAGAGAUCCUGCAUUUGCCCCGUAUUCAGUUUGUGGACUUGAGCUGCAAUGAGUUAACUGAAAUCCUAAUCCCUGAGGCAUUGCCAGUUGCCUUGCAAGAGCUGGACCUAAGUGGAAACACAAACCUGGUGCUAGAACACAAGAUGCUGGACAUCUUCAGUCACAUUACCACACUGAAGAUUGAUGCUAAGCCAUCUGUCACAGCAGACUCAGCACUAAAUUCUGCCUUCUGGAGUCAUGGAGCAGCUGAGAUGGCAGGCCAAAGAAAUAAGCUGUGUGUGUCAUCCCUGGCACUGGGGAGCUUUGCAGAGGGGGUGGAGGCUGUGUAUGGCAUGUUUGAUGGUGACAAGAAUGAGGAGCUGCCACGCUUGCUGCAGUGCACUAUGGCUGAUGUGCUGCUGGAGGAGGUACAGCAGUCAGACACCAUGUUCAUGUCCAACACCUUCUUGGUCUCCCACAGGAAGCUGGGCAUGGCUGGGCAGAAGCUGGGUUCCUCUGCUGUCCUUUGCUAUAUUCGUCACGAUGUGGCUGAUCCAGCCAGCAGCUUUUCUCUGGUAGUGGCCAAUGUGGGGACGUGCCAAGCUAUUCUGUGCCGAAAUGGAAAACCACUGCCUCUCUCCAAAGUCUUCAGCCUUGAACAAUGUCCAGAGGAAGCCAAGAGAGUCAAGGAGCAGAAAGCCAUUAUAACAGAGGACAAUAAGGUCAAUGGUGUGACUUGCUGUACUCGAAUGCUGGGCUGCACAUACUUGCAUCCUUGGAUCCUGCCCAAGCCCCAUGUCAGUUCCAUUUCACUGACUGUACAAGAUGAGCUGCUGCUUCUGGGCAACAAAGCUCUCUGGGAACACCUUUCCUACACAGAGGCUGUGUCAGCUGUGCGACACCUACAUGACCCACUAGCUGCUGCAAAGAAACUCUGCACUUUAGCCCAAAGCUAUGGUUGCCAAGACAAUGUAGGUGUAAUGGUGGUGUGUCUGAACAUCAGUGAGGACAGCUGCACAUGUGAGAUGCAUGGCCUUACUCUGCCAGGUCCUGGGGGAUUUAGUACCACCACCACCAAGCCAGCAACACCUUCGUCUAGCAGUGGAAUUGCUUCAGAGUUCAGCAGUGAACUGUCUGCUUCUGAGGUUAGCAGUGAGGUGGGCUCCACUGCCUCUGAUGAGCACAAUGCUGUUGGUCUUGAUGGCAGCCUGCUGCCACGACAAGAGCGACGUUGCAGCCUACAUCCUAUGCCCCCCUCAAGCAUCUUCCAGCGCCAACCUUCCAGUGCUACCUUCUCUAGCAACCAGUCUGACAAUGGCUUAGAUAGCGAUGAUGAGCAGCCUGUGGAAGGUGUGAUGACAAAUGGCAGUAAAGUAGAGGUAGAGGUGGACAUCCACUGCUGUAAAGGAAAGGGCCUGGAGUUUGAACCUCCUGCUGCAGAGUGCAGUUCCUCUGCUCCGGGGCCAGAGGAUGACUCUGGAUUUGUCCUCAUCAUUCGGAGACAGAACAGUGUAAACAGCAACUCUGUGCAGAAAGGGGUCAAGGAAAAGUGUGAACUGCAAAAAUCUCUUUCCACUUGCUGUCUCUAUGGAAAGAAGCUUUCCAAUGGCUCUAUAGUGCCCUUGGAGGAGAGCCUCAACCUCAUUGAAGUAGCCACAGAGGCACCCAAGAAGAAGACAGGCUAUUUUGCUGCUCCGUCCCAGGUGGAGCCAGAGGAUCAAUUUGUGGUGCCACCUGAUCUGGAGGAGGAAGUGAAGGAACAAAUGAAACAGCACCAGGAAAACGGAGCAGAUCAUGAAAAGAAAGAGGAACAUGAGGCAGCUCUGCCAGAGGAGUUUGACACAGCUUUGUAACCCUACAAGUACUGCUCCCACAUGGUGUGUUCCAGGAAGCUCUGUCUCAUAAGUGCUAUCUUGCCCUCCAAGGGGAGCUGCGAUCUGCAAGUAGUACAGGCAUCUGCUGCUUCAUUCAUGGAGUUGAGGAGAAUUGGGAAUACUAAGGUCUGGGCUGUCCCUUUUUCUCUGUAGAGGCUCAGUUGUUCUGUGAGCACUCAGACCAGCAGCUGAGCUCUGUGUUAGGGUCUGUUUGGAAAUUGUACCAGCACUAGGAAUGAGGUGUUCUAACACCUGCCUGUAACUCCUUGAACCCUGAGGUUCUGCCAGCUCUGCAGGGAAGAGGCUGGCAUAUGUGGGGGGUGAAGGGGUGAGGAGGCUGCUGAUGAGGCAGUGUUCAGCAUUCAGAGUCCUGCAGAUAUUUUCUGGUGCAGCCACUGCCCAGUGCCUCACUUUGUUAUUCCUUGAAAGAGUACAGCCAGCUGCAAUGAAGCUGAUCCAAGAAUGGUUUCCUACAUAAUUGCAAGCACUUUUAUUGAUUGCACUUAAGCCGUUCUGCUCCCCUUUAGCCCAGCACUUUAUUAUUUAGGGCUAGGGGAGAGAGCACUCCACAGCAGGUGUGGUGGGGCUUUUUCCAGUGGAUUUUGUUAGAGCCAUGGAGGACUCAGGGAACCAGUGCUCUGAUGAGCACUGGUGUAGGGCAGAGUGAGGGUUAUGAUGGGAUCAGCCAAUGCAGGAUGAGAAUAUACACAACUGAGUAAUAAGCAGGUGCCUACCAAUGCGUUUUACAGGGAGCACAGGAAAGAUAGCCCUGAACUGGUUGAUUAGGUAAUGUGUAGAGCUAAGGCUUCUAGCUACAGAACACAGGCCCAGCUCAGUAGCAACCUGGUCACCUCUACUCUGCUUCACAGUAGACACUUUCUGUAUCCAGAAGAGAUGGCAUGAAACCUGGAGUUGAUGUGAGGUCCAGUGAGGUACUUGGUGAGGUGAGCAGUGGUGUGUUGCUCUGAGGCUGCCCAUCAGGUGCUGGGGAGGUAUUCAGUGCUCUGUUCGCCAGCACAGACCUCUGCACUGUCACCUACAGCAUCUCUGCUUGCCUCUGAAAACAGGAGUCAUUCCAGAUCCACAACAACCUGUGUUUCAUGGUACAUGCCCAAUUUGGCCACAAACAAAGUAAAAACAUGUUACUGCUUAGCUUUCAAUUCAAAAACAAAAAAAUAGAGGUUUUCACCUUAAUAACAUCUUUAUCAGUCCUGCCCAUAACAGUGAUUUCGCCAGUCCGCACACAGCAGAUGCAUUGUGUUUCCAUGAGGAUUUUUGGUGCAAGGUGCAAGCUAGCUGGCUAUGUCCUCUCCUUGAGUGAGCAUUGUGGAAAGACCAUCUCCCCUAUAGCAUGCAGAUCUGUCUUCCCUAGCUGGCAGAGAACUGGACAGUUGUCUCAGUGGUGCAAUAAUCCUGACUGUAAUGUGGGCUUGUGCCUUUAUUAAUUAUAUUUAUGAGGAAAACUUGAAAAUUUCUUCUCAAGAGCUCCAAGAGGCUUGAGUUGUAUAUUUUUUUAUCAAAUUCUGGCCUUGCUCAGAGGGAACUACUGUUCAGACAACUUGCGGAAUUUUGUCAGUAUAGAUCUUCUGACAAAAUCUAAUAGAGUUUUACUGAGAUUUCAAACCACCUUGAAUUUCUUCUCACUAAGAAAAAAAAUGGUUUUAUUAUAUGAGAAUGCAACAUUUUAGCAUAUAUCUUGUGCUAGUUACAGUGUAAUCAUGAAACAAACCAACUCUUUCCAAAGUUUAAAUUCUUACAAAUUUUGUCUGUUUAAAUGCCUAUUUCAUUUGGAAAUUGAGAGAAAAGUUAAUUCUUAGAAUCACAGAAAUAGCAGCAUUUGAAUCCCUUAGGCAGAGAAACAACAGGAGAAGAGAUAAAAAAACAAAACCCCAAACCUCUUUCAUGUUCUCUUCCUGUAAGUAUGCAGAAAAUACUCAACCCAGUGUAUUUGACUGUAAUUCUUAGUUCUGUCGCUGGUGAUAAUUUUACUAAAUACCUGUGCCCAGACCAACACCUUCUGAUGCUUGACAGGGCUGCUAAGCAGCCCCUGUUAAGUGUGGGACUGAUGAAGAAACACUUUUCUUUCUGAAUAAGACUGUGACAAACCUUGCACUAGGAGAGUGGCAGAUGUUACUGCAAAUAAGGUCUCUAUUUCUUGCACUGAUGUGGAAAAUACAGCAUGUCCUUGCUAGUCCAAACCAGUAGCAUUGCAUCUGGAGUUGGUCAUGAAUAGUUAUACCUAGCUCAGUGGGGAAGGACUGAGUAAAUAAAGCUCUACAAAGGAGCAUGCGGAUUUCUGAGCUGCUGCUCUUCAGGGUUGUGGCAGAAUGGAAUGCAAAGAAUUCCUACUUAGCCUUUUUCUCCAGUGCCAUUUCUGGUUUUGAAGCAAAAAGAGAGUGUAAUACAGACAGGUCCUAUUUUCCGUGGGUGUGAAUUGUUUUGGCAGAACAUGGGAUGUUCUGUUACACUAGGUAGAGCCCACAGCAAUCUCUGCUUAAGCUAAUACUACAAUCUGUCUUAUUCUGGGAAGCACAGCCUGAGUGCACCACCUUUUGUUUUCCUGCUUCCCUAGAGGCAGCAAGCUUCUUCUCUGUCUUCCUAAUCUUACUUAUUAACAUCAGGUUAGAUUUCAAACUCCUUAGGAGUACUACUCUUAAGUGGAAGUGGUAUGAACUGGCAAGUCUAGUGAAGGGCUUGUAGCAGGGGAUAGAUAGAAAGUGUGUUCUUAGUUCUUUUGUUCUCUUCAAUAUCUUCCCUGUUUUUUUAUGUGGUUCUGGCAGAGAUAUGUCAUCUCCACAGAGCCAAAUCACUAUAAAUGUCCCAUUUGGUUAUAGACUUGCUAUUGGAAAGAGCUUGGGGUGAUGAGACUCUUGUCCCUGCUGAGCAAUGCCAAAUCUGCCAUGACCAUGUGGCCACAGUCACAUUUGGCUGGUGAGUUAGUUUGUCCAUCUCUUCAGUAAUUCUGGCUCUGCUGAUGAGCAUGCUCCUCAACAGGUACUCUCUACUCUAGGUCUCACUCUAAAACAGUGACCUAUCUGCCCUGUCCUGUCCAGAAAGGCUUCUGCAAAAGGAACCCAUGAAGGUUAUAUAAUCAGUGACAAGGAGUUGGGGCCCCAGUAUUACGGGAUCACCUCCAAAUUGCUCCCAGCACCAGAACAGGCCUGGUGGAGGUAGCACCACAGAUUUCUGGAACGUGAUCAGAAUCCUCAACUAGAUGGGAGGGUAAAAUCCUGUCCCAAGAAGAAACAAGUAUUUAGUUUUCUUGGUGACAGGCUGCUGUGAAAUCCUUCUCCUAGUAUACAGGACAUUCAGCCACACCUGAGGCCCUUGGACAUCAGGAGUUUCUACACUCCUUCUGGAUGGCGAUGGCUUUUCUGUCAAUUGCCAAAGGCUUUCUUCAGGCAGUACGUUCAUCUCUUUGGUUUUGUGCAAUCGUCUGCUGUUCUGUUGCUGUCUGAAGACUGAAGUGUAUUUUUUCCUCUUUUUUUCACAUUUAAACUGUUACCCUUUUUUUAACUUGAGCCAGCGCAUGGUAAGGAAAUACUGCAGUGCACCAAGUGUUUAUUAGUAAUCCUUUUUCAUGUUUUUUGUUUUAAAAAGGAGACUAUUUUCUGUAUCCCACUCUAGCAUGCACCUAUAAUCCUGUUUUUAUUGUGUAUGGGAAUAGGUUGUCCUAUGAAUGCACCUUCAGCACUGCAGCCUAUGUUUGUAUUGCUUUGGAAAGGAAAUAACAUAAGAUUGCUGGAAAACACUAUUCCAUUCAAAUGUAUAGAGCAAUCCGGGAAGAAUAUUUUUGCAUCAACUUUUCAGCUGACAUAGCAAUAAAGAUUUCUACUUUCAUCUAA
This is a messenger RNA of Calypte anna (Anna's hummingbird), 7932 nucleotides long. RefSeq names its product PH domain and leucine rich repeat protein phosphatase 2 (gene PHLPP2). The transcript has 19 exons. NCBI's taxonomy places the organism in Eukaryota, Metazoa, Chordata, Aves, Apodiformes, Trochilidae. The record is from RefSeq and is a predicted model, not a curated record. Gene Ontology annotation, molecular function: protein binding. Bases 17 to 4066 code for a protein of 1349 amino acids.